UCACCGGUCGCUUCUUUCAAAGAGGGAUACGAUUUUGUCAGGUUCAAUUUUAUUUGCUGUGAAACUACUCAACUAGUAAUCAUGACUAACCAACUUUGCAAGCUUUUUGUCGGAGGGUUAAAUGUUGAGACCACAGACGAUGGACUCCGGCAACAUUUCGAGCAGUACGGCCAGUUAACCGACUGCGUAGUGGUCCAGAAUCAGCAGCUACAGAGGUCCCGCUGCUUCGGCUUUGUAACAUAUUCAAGCGCGGAGGAGGCCGACGCAGCCAUGGCGGCCAGGCCACAUGUCGUCGAUGGUACCAACGUGGAGUUAAAAAGGGCAGUGGCACGCGAAGACGCCGGUAGGCCAGAGGCACUCGCCAAAGUCAAGAAAAUAUUUAUCGGUGGGCUGAAAGACGAUAUCGAAGACGAACAUCUGAAUGAGUAUUUCUCUCAGUUCGGCGCAAUUGAGAAGGCCGAAGUCAUCAGCGACAAACAGACUCUCAAAAAACGGGGAUUCGGCUUUGUCUACUUUGAAGAUAAUGACUCUGCUGAUAAAGCUGUGGUACUGAAGUUUCACAACAUUAAUGGGCACAAAGUGGAGGUGAAGAAGGCUCUCACCAAACAAGAGAUGCAGUCAGCUGGCGGUCGCGGUGGCCGGGGCAGAGGCGGGCGAGGAAUGAGGGGGUCUCAAAAUGGCUAUGACGGUGGAAGAGGUGGCGGCUACGGCAGCUAUGGCGGUGGCUAUGGAGGGAACGAUGGCGGCUACGGCGGAUACGGCAACGGAGGUGGUUACGGUAACCAAGGGGGAUAUGCAGGAGGUUAUGGAGAUCAAAUGGGGGGCAGUUAUGGUGGGAACGGUUACAAUGACUUUGGCGAAGAUUACGGACAGCAGUCCUCCGGUUAUGGUGCAAUGAAAGGGGCUAAUUAUUCAGGCCGGAGCGCUGCACCGUACUCCCGUGGAGGUGCCGGUGGCUAUGGCAGGGGUGGAUAUAGUGGUUAUUAGGUUUCGUUGACCUAAUUUCACUUUAUAAUCUGAAAUGGCCAGAAUCUUAUUAAAUGAACUGAAUUUACACACAAGGGUCGGAGUGCCCCAUUUCUUUGUUGCUAACGUUAACAUUUUUAUAGGACUUGCGCCCCUCACCCACCCUGAUUUACCUCCCCCCAUUAAUAUCCACCCUCCAUCUGGACUACGCCAUUGUCCCUAGGUGGCGCUACUAAAGACAUAAUGGACUUUAUUGCCUGUUAAACUUUCUGACUUGACAAAAUGUAGUUUCGUGAUUCCUUUAAACAUUUUUAGUAUUUAAUUGUAGUUAACGUCGCUGCUUCAAGACUUUCGUAAGAUACUGUAGGUUGUCAUUAGUACCAGCCAGGUUAAUAACAAGACAAAUUGCUUCAGCAACAUGAAACUCAGGGGUAUUAAUGGAGUUCAAAGCAGUCUUUGUGUAUGCUUGAGUGUUUAAUAUUUCGUGACGUAUUAUUUUGAAAUUUCAUGCCCUAUUAUGGUUAUUGUAUUUUUUUAUUUGAUGGUAACCUCCUAAUGCUUUUCUCCGUCCAAAAUGUGCUGUUAAAUACCUUGCAAAUCAAUGCGGUUUUGUGGAAUGUUACUUAAAUCCUGGAUAUUAGUUGGCUAUUGAGCCUUACUCUUGCCUGUAUUAAAGUUUUUAAUGUUUGAAAGCAGU
Messenger RNA from Esox lucius (northern pike), 1663 nucleotides. RefSeq names its product heterogeneous nuclear ribonucleoprotein A0. Gene Ontology annotation, molecular function: RNA binding. The coding region runs from base 82 to 987 and encodes 301 amino acids. The transcript has a single exon. The record is from RefSeq and is a predicted model, not a curated record. NCBI's taxonomy places the organism in Eukaryota, Metazoa, Chordata, Actinopteri, Esociformes, Esocidae.